GGCGGACACCUGAACCGCCAGGUCACAAUUUGGGUUCGCAGCAAAAAUGCUUUCAGAACAGACAGCAGCCCUAGGGCCAGGAUGGGAGUCGAUGAAUGUCCAGCUGGAUGGAGCAGAGCCCCAGGUGGAAAGGGGAAGCCAAGAGGAGGGGCCAUGGAGAAUGGCACCGGGGCCACUGGAACACUUGUGCUGUGACCUUGAAGAAGAGCCACAGUCCCUUCAGGAAAAGGCUCAGUCGGCUCCCUGGGUUCCUGCCGUUCCCCAGGAGGGGAGCACCGGAGAUUGGGAGAUGGCAGCUGCACUUCUUGCAGCCGGAUCACAGGGCCUGGUAACCAUCAAGGAUGUGUCACUGUGCUUCUCUCAGGAGGAGUGGCGGAGCCUGGACCCUUCUCAGACAGACUUUUAUGGAGAAUAUGUCAUGCAAGAAAACUGUGGGAUAGUGGUCUCGCUAAGAUUUCCAAUUCCUAAGCUGGACAUGCUUUCUCAAGUAGAAGGAGGGGAGGAACAGUGGGUCCCUGACCCACAGGACUUAGAGGAGAGGGACAUCCUGAGGGUAACAUAUACAGGAGAUGGAAGUGAGCAUGAGGGGGAUACCCCUGAACUAGAAGCAGAACCUCCCAGAAUGUUAUCUAGUGUGUCUGAAGAUACUGUUCUCUGGAACCCGGAGCAGGAGGAGAGCUGGGAUUCCAUGCCCAGAAGCUCCAGAGGAAUGCUCCUGGGCCCACCAUUUCUUCAGGAAGAGAGCUUCUCAAGUCUUCUGUGUAGCACAGAGAUGGAUUCCCUGUUAAGACCACACACAUGCCCCCAGUGUGGGAAACAGUUUGUGUGGGGCUCCCACCUUGCCAGGCACCAGCAAACUCACACCGGGGAGAGGCCCUAUAGCUGCCUCAAGUGUGAAAAGAGCUUUGGGCGAAGACAUCACCUGAUCCGGCACCAGAAAACCCACAUGCACGACAAGCCCAGCAGGUGUUCUGAGUGUGGCAAGAAUUUCCGAUGCAGCUCCCAUCUGGCCAGCCACCAGAGAAUGCAUGCGGAAGGCAAAUCCUGCAAAGGCCAAGAAGCUGGAGAGAGCCCUGGGGCUAGGAAACGGCAGCACACCCCACCGGUGCCAAAGUGCCACGUGUGCACUGAGUGUGGGAAGAGCUUUGGCCGACGGCACCACCUGGUGAGACACUGGCUAACCCACACUGGGGAGAAGCCCUUCCAGUGCCCUCGCUGUGAGAAGAGCUUUGGCCGUAAACAUCACCUGGACAGGCACCUGCUGACCCAUCAGGGACAGAGUCCCAGGAGCAGCUGGGACAGAGGGACAUCUGUCUUCUGAUUUCUGUUUUUGCUGUAGCUGUGGUCACAUCUAUCAGCUGGUGCUGCCAGGAGUCUCUGCCAGAGCUGCCCCUCUCCUGCCCCCGAUGGCCAGGAUCAUGAGCCCUGGCCUCAUCCCUAGAAAGAUGAGGUUUCAGCAUGGGCCAGAGCAUUUUUCACCACUUCUGUGAGAUACCACAUAAAAUAGAGUUCUUUGGGCAAAAUUUUUGGGAAACAAUGCUUACUACAUGGGCUGAUAUUCAGCCUGAGCCCAUUCUCAAGGGUACAGUGGUACCAGCGGUUUAUGGCUGAGGUCCAUUCUGAUGUGAUUGGAGCCUAUGCCAUACCAGUUGUUAAAUAUUUUUAGUAUCACCACUGUAUACUAUAACUCUUAUAUUCUCUUUACAUUAUAUAUGGAGAGAGAGAAAGACCAUGUUGGCAUAUUAAAGGCUCUGAAAAUGUAUGCAGUAAAGCAAAUUUUAGCCUCUUAAUGCAAUGUUUCCUAAAUGUAUUUGACCUCAGUAUUCUUUCUAUCUCACAUCCCACAGAACUGGUGACUCCAUGAAACGCUCUGAUAACACUGGGUUAGAGUAAUGAGGAAACAGAAAAGAGACCCCUUUUUUAUCCAAGUGAAAGCUGAAGGGCAGAUCUCAUUCCUGUGUGGGUCCAUCACCUUUUCCUCAAUCAUCCAAAUAUACAUCCACACCUCUCAACCCCACCUGAUGAAAAAUAGAAAUAAUAACCUUUUCACCCAUGAUUCCUAGUCCUUUAUCCUGCACAUAUGUAUAUCCAGCUGAGAGAUCAUACUACCAUGCUAAGAGAUGGACCUUAUACUCCCAAGUAAUCCAGACUCACACAGAAGAAAAAACUUCAUCUCCUUGGACAGUCCCCCUCUUCUCUUGACUGUGUCUUUAUGUGUCGAUGUGUAUCUGUGUGCAGGGUCUUUGAAGAGAGCAUGCAAAGUGCAAACUGUAAAAGCUAGAUUUUCUAGGGACUGUGUUCUGGUGAUGAGGGUAGUGGGGAUUUUAUGGGGUUUUUGUUUUGUUUCAAGAUAGGAAGUAAGCUGAUCUAUUAAGGGAGCCCUAGUGGAAAGGAUUAUGUGAUGGGUAGUGUUGUGGAAAUUGAGGUAUAAAGACUUCUUGAAUGUCACUGAGAUCAAGACAAGUGGAUAUAUAUUCCAUGUCCGAAUCUCUGGGCCACAGAUUCUUUUUGCUUGGGGGGAGAGAGAAAGAAACAUCCUCAGUGAGGUGGGCUCUUUCUUGUUGAUUUCAAGCAAGAUGCAUAUAGAAGCUUUAUGCUGAGUGAGGGUUUUUUGUUUUUGUUGUGUGGUGUGUUUCCUUGUCUUGUUUUAAGUGCUGAGAAAUUAGGGCAGGAAUCACAGUGCUUACAGGUUGUUUUCAUUACUCUUGUUUGACUUUGAUGGCCUCAUCAAGGGGGCAGAGUUAUUCUUGAGGAUCUUAUUCUCUCCAAAACAGAACUUUGGGGGAAAUGGCUGUGGUUUAGUUUUGCAGCUGAUGCAGGGUAAUGAGCUUUCCAGUUGGUUUUCCUCACAAUUCUGGGAAAGUGACCAUGCUAAGACUCUUAACUCCAGGACUUGCAUAAUAUUCUAGCAUCUGUGCGUUGAUGAGUUGAUCAUUGUUUCUCUUUAUUGAUGAUGUGUUAAUACCAGUGUUAUAAUUUAAUUAUCUUGUAUGUAAGAGCAGUUUGGGGUUAGGGAGGGAGAGGCGUGGAGAGGAGCAAAGAGGAUGAAAGUCAGUAUUUUUCUCUUUAAUGCUUAAAUUCUGGUUUUUCCUUAAUAGACUUAUCUUUCAACCACAAUUGGUGGAAUUAACCAGAGAGGUAAUAAAGUGAGCUGCAACAGUCUAAUUUCAUGACUGUCCCAUUUGCUUAGGGAACAUGGGGUGAAUCACAGCUCCUCAGAGCCCUGGGCCCAUAUGGACUUGAAAAUAAGGUCAUUUUGCUGAAUGGGCUUCUUAGAGUGGAUAUGACUUGAUCAGCCCAGUCCCUGCCUUCUGCUGCUCAGAGCAGUCUUCCUUCUUUGCCUGGUAUGCACUUCUCUUGCUUGUAUUGAUAUGACUAGAGCAAAAUGGCCAGUCCUUUGUAAGGCGCCUUGUUCUAGGUUCUCAUAGACAGGAGUGUUCUAGGAUCAGUAUUAGGAGAUGCCUCAAGGAAUAGAAAAGUAUUUCCUUCCAGUAGUAAAACUGGACUAUGCCACUUCUUUUACCCUCCCACUCUGCCUCAUUCAUUCAUGCAAAUCAGCUCUAUUAAGCAGUGGUUCAGAACCUGUUUUGGAUCACAUACUGUUUUGAAGAUCUGAUAAAAACCAGGAACUCAUUUUUGAAAAAAUAUACAUUAGCAAUUCACUCAGUUUUUCAUACACAUUUAGUCUACCCAUGGAAUCACUUAAACUGGGGUCAAAGAAAGGUCAUUAUAGUAUAUUUAUGUCAAGAAGUACAAGGCAAUGGUCACUAAAUAUUUCAAGGAAUAAGAUACCAGAGGCAGUAGGAUAUAAGAAUAGUCUGGUCUAUAAUGACUAGAAGGGUAUUGCUUACAAUCUACUCUAUUUUUUUCUUAAAGAUAUGGUAUACUAACAAGUCCAGCUCCUCACAAACAUUGUUUUAAAGACUUGUAGGAGGUGACUCUCCAUACUAUCAGAUCACACUCUUAAUAAUUAGAUGUUAACCUCCAGCCUUUAAUCUGUUUUAGUAAUUGUAAGGCUAGAAAGUGAAGCCCCUAAAGUGUAGGUGCAGUCAUAGCACCCAACUGAAAGGCAUCAUGGAGUCUAAGGGUCUUCUGCAGAAGGGGCAUCCCUUUAGGUCAUUUCCGGUGUACCACUCUUCUUCUCUACCUCGGUCCAACACCACUUCCUUUGGACAAAAAAUAAAAUAAGCAACAGCCAUCAA
Molecule: messenger RNA, 4202 nt
Organism: Myotis lucifugus (little brown bat)
Lineage: Eukaryota; Metazoa; Chordata; Mammalia; Chiroptera; Vespertilionidae
Gene: ZNF641
Product: zinc finger protein 641
Exons: 6
Coding region: 47-1321 (424 amino acids)
Biological process (GO): negative regulation of transcription by RNA polymerase II; regulation of immune system process; regulation of cytokine production
Source: RefSeq, a predicted model, not a curated record